AUGUCUUCCAGCAUUGAUAAACCUGCGGUGGAUUAUGAUGUGAAUAAGGUUACUGGUGGAGCCAGCGAACCUUUAAAAAUUCUUGCCGUUUCACCUAAUAAUACUCAUUCCGACUUGGCUAUUGCCAUAUCGAAUAUCACAACUGUUUCAAGAAUUGGUCUGGACCUUGCUAGUUUCAUGUCACAGUUUGCCUUGGGAACUGCAAAGAUAUCUACUAGCUUAGGAUUAGAUAUUGCAAGAACUAUGACCGGUGUCGUGUCUGAUAGGAUUGUCCAAGCAACUAACGGAAAUGGAGGAAUAAUUGAUGCUUCAACGACAUUAUUGCACCGCACACUAUCUUUAACAGAACAAAUCGCGCUAUCCGGUCUAGAAUUCACUUCCGAAACGGUGCAACUUGCCUUAGGAACUGCCACUGAAAGUAUGUCUUUAAUAGAUACUUUAUUUGGAACAACUGAUGCUGCAAAAGCUUUGGCCGAAUUCGUUCAACUUGUUAAACGUGAAUGGGAUUAUCUAUAUGAAACUGAUGAUAAACUCACUGAACCUGAUGAUUUCGGUGCUUUUAAGGUUGUUAAAGCCCUUACCGCCUGGGCUUGUCUACAAUACGUUACCAGCGAAAUAUUUGAAAGAAACACCGGUGGUUGGAAAAAAGUUAAAUUGAUCGGCUUAUGGGACAUUUGCAAUGAUUGGGUUCAUGUUAGUCAUGAUGAUGAUUUUUCUGUGUAUGAUGAAUUGGAAUCUUUAUGUAUUCAAGAAGAAGCUGAUGAUGAAAUGGUGAUCGUUGGUCAAAGUAAACCUUCUAAAUCAAAUAAUAUAGUUGUUGGUGAUCUAACUCCUCGUGAUGAAUUACCUGAUUUUAAAUUUACUUUGAAUGACGAAUACACAACAAACGCAACAAAAAGGUUAAGUGAUCUUUUCAUGGAAACUACGAAAAGAUAUAGUAAUCCUUACCUUCAAGAAUUCGAAACUCAAACUAAAAAAGAGAAAUUAUUCUCUCUUUUACAUAAUCUCAAGAGAUAUUCUAAAUUCUCUUCUUCUGCUUAUGAUUUUAAGAAUGCCAUAUUUGGAACAAUACCAUUACCUGUUCCUCGUUCAAAAGAAAAGGGUCGAUACCAUCGGUUUAAUUUUGCUCGUUCUGCUGAAUUAUCAUCUGAUUCUAUUGUUGAUUCUUCAUUUCAUAAAUGUUCAAAAAAUGGUUCUUAUCAACCUACUUAUUAUUUAAUUCGUGAUCAUACUACAAGAUCAAUCAUCUUGGCUUUACGUGGGACAAUGUCUGUUCAUGAUUUAAUUGUUGAUCUAACUUGUGAAUAUGAGGAUUUCCAACUUCCUGAAGAUAUUCAAC
Molecule: messenger RNA, 1339 nt
Organism: Racocetra fulgida
Lineage: Eukaryota; Fungi; Glomeromycota; Glomeromycetes; Diversisporales; Gigasporaceae
Source: the annotation of a GenBank genome assembly